Messenger RNA from Drosophila subobscura, 779 nucleotides. Its product is annotated as glucosidase 2 subunit beta. Gene Ontology annotation, cellular component: glucosidase II complex. Gene Ontology annotation, biological process: N-glycan processing. NCBI's taxonomy places the organism in Eukaryota, Metazoa, Arthropoda, Insecta, Diptera, Drosophilidae. The coding region runs from base 61 to 714 and encodes 217 amino acids. The transcript is spliced from 3 exons. The record is from RefSeq and is a predicted model, not a curated record.
CAACAAUAAAAUGCUUCUAUAAACAAAACAGAAUAGAAUUUUACCCAAUAAAAAAACACAAUGCGGAAGACAUGGGUGAAGCGGGAGAAUAUCUACUACAAGCCAUUCUAUCGGCAGAAAUCCAAAAUGUUCCUGCUUCUCAUCUUCCUGGUGGGAAUAUCGUUCAUCGCCUAUCAGGCCUUCUCGCUGAACCAGUUGCCCACGGUGCACUCGCCCUGGAACCUGCAGCAGCUGCGCCGCAAGCACAAGGAAAUGAUGCAGUCCCUGUCCCUGGGCAGCAAACAGCGCGACGUGGACCCCUUCGAUGGCGGCGGGGCAACGGAGGCGAGAGUAGCGGCCACGGCUGGCCCGGACACAUCUUCCGCUCCCGAUGUGGAGCCCAUCAAAAUUAUACGCGGUACGCGCCUCUUCGACUAUGACGCGUACAAACCAAACUUUGAGGGCAAGUUCAAGUGCCUGGAUGGCAGCAAGGAGAUAGCGUUCGACCACUUGAACGACAACUACUGCGACUGCGAGGCUGACGGCAGCGACGAGCCCAGCACGAAUGCCUGCACCAACGGGCGCUUCUACUGCCGCUACCAGAAGCGCCACAUAACGGGCCGCGGCCGGGACAAGUAUGUGGCCAGCAGUCGGGUGAACGAUCACGUAUGCGAUUGCUGUGACGGCAGCGACGAGUGGACGACACACGUCAAGUGCCGCAACGACUGUGCGUAGUGCCCAGGGAGCGCUGCAUAGCAGACAGCCUGGACACCUCCGCCGCCACCUCCGCCAAGGACAUA